Molecule: messenger RNA, 1643 nt
Organism: Malania oleifera
Lineage: Eukaryota; Viridiplantae; Streptophyta; Magnoliopsida; Santalales; Ximeniaceae
Product: fasciclin-like arabinogalactan protein 4
Exons: 1
Coding region: 128-1378 (416 amino acids)
Biological process (GO): mucilage biosynthetic process involved in seed coat development; multidimensional cell growth; abscisic acid-activated signaling pathway
Cellular component (GO): plasma membrane
Source: RefSeq, a predicted model, not a curated record
AACCACACCAUCAUCCAUCAUCCAUCAUCCACCAUCCAUCCUCAUCCCCUUCACUCACUCACUCACUCCUUUCCUCAUUUCUCUUCCUGAACUAAAUCGCUCUCUCUUUCUCCACGCCCAGCCCACAAUGGCGUCUCUUUCUGUUUCCCGUUUUGCCCUUACCAUCCUCCUCUAUUUCCUCCUUUCGUCCCCCACAUUCGCCGCCGCCCUCAACAUCACCUCCCUCCUGUCCCUUUACCCAGACCUCUCCGCCUUCGCCGCCCUCCUCGCCAACACCUCUGUCGCCGCCGAUCUCACCGACCGCUCCUCCCUCACCCUCCUCGUCGUCCCCAACCGCUACCUCUCUUCACCGCCCGCCGCCGCCCGCCGCGCGGCCCCCUCCAACUUUGCAGACGUCCUCCGCUACAACGUCCUCCUCCAAUACCUCUCCCCCUCCGACCUCGCCCAGAUUCCGGCCACCGGGAAACUUAUCACGACCCUCUACCAGACCACCGGCCGCGCCACCGACAACUUCGGCCUCGUCAACAUCACCCGCAACCCCCUCACCGGCGCCGUCUCCGUCUCGUCCCCAGCCUCCAACGCAACCAUUCUCUCCAACGUCACCGCCGUUCCGUACAAUGUCAGCAUAUUCGCCGUCGAUUCGCUCCUCGUGCCGUACGGACUCGAUCUCCUGGCGUCGGAGAGCAGACCCCCCUUGGGAUUGAACAUCACGAAGGCACUGAUCGACGGCCACAACUUCAACGUCGCCGCGUCGAUGCUGGCGGCGUCGGGAGUGGUUCAGGAGUUCGAGGCCGACGAGGGUGGGGCCGGUUUGACUCUGUUCGUGCCCACCGACGACGCCUUCGCCGAUCUGCCGACAACAGAGAGGUUACAGUCAUUGCCGGCGGAUAAGAAAGCCAUCGUACUCAAAUUCCACGUCUUGCAUUCUUACUACCCACUGGGUUCGCUCCAGUCGAUCGUGAACCCGGUUCAGCCAACGGUGGCAACGGAGGACACCGGCGCCGGAACAUUCACUCUGAACAUCUCGAGGUUUAACGGGUCGGUGGUGAUCAGUUCGGGAAUAGUUCAAGCAUCCGUGACGCAGACCGUGUUCGACGAAAAGCCGAUGGCCAUUUUUGGGGUUUCUAGGGUUCUAUUACCCAGAGAGAUCUUCGGGAAGAACGCAAUAGAUAUUGGGGGUGGUGGUGGUGCUCCGCCGCCGGGUAUUUUAUUAUCGCCGCAAACUUCACCUGGGAUGUUCAGCCCACCGUCUCGGCUCUCAUCUCCGCCGGGUUUCCGGGAAGAGAUCCGAUCGGGAGCUACCACCACGAAUGACCUGCACAAGAGCUGCAUCAUCGUCACCGUAUGCUGUUGUAUAGGGCUGUAUUUAUUGGUGUGAAAUCAUUUAUAUCUUUUCUCAUUGUUAUUAAUUUUUUGGGGGGGGCGGGGGGUGGGUUGGUCAAUUUUUUGCAAAUUUUCAUACGAGUAAAUUAAUUCGGCUCCAAAAUCAGCCGUUUUUAUUAAUUUUUUCCCCUGUUAUCCAUGGGGAGGAGGAGGAUGGAACAAUGUAGCUCCAAAGGCACCAUUUUUUCCCCCCUUUUUUCUGGAUCUGCAAUUUAUAAUUGUAAUUUUCAAUGUAAAAAGAGUUUGAAUUUUUGGUGUUA